This is a messenger RNA of Gilbertella persicaria, 1479 nucleotides long. RefSeq names its product Alpha/Beta hydrolase protein. The coding region runs from base 1 to 1479 and encodes 492 amino acids. NCBI's taxonomy places the organism in Eukaryota, Fungi, Mucoromycota, Mucoromycetes, Mucorales, Choanephoraceae. The transcript is spliced from 3 exons. The record is from RefSeq and is a predicted model, not a curated record.
AUGAUACCCGAUUCAUUAUUGACAAGAGGAUUGAUUUAUACUUUGGCUGUUGUGCAGACAGCAGUGGCCCCCUUUGCAUUUUUCUAUUAUGUUUAUUAUAUUACGACAGAAAACAAAUUGUUUACUGUGCACUCAUCUGUCGACACAUUUGUCCAUUACUGGCUGGGCUGUGAAUUGAUGUUUUAUGUGUUUUUCGAAAUUACUAGAAAUAGAAUGCAACGAAUUUUGCCCAGUGUAGCACCUAGUGCAAAAGAAAGAAGUGAUCUUUUUGCCUUGUGUUUAGCAAAUAUUGAAGAUCCCAAAACAUGGUUACCAGACUGGUUUAUGAUUCAUGGCAAUGCAUCCCAACACCCUCAAUUUGAAGAUAUUGGCAGAGAUAAUAUAGCUGAAUGGCUAUCAUGGGCAUUUUUUGCACUUCCUUUAGAAGAUGUUCUUCAAGACGAUAGCCUGACAAACGAAUUGAAUUCGAUGAUAGACCGUCUUGAACAAGAAUUCCAUGUUAAAUUUGAUCAUGGCUAUCAUGAAGAUUUAGUUGCUUACCGUAUCAAUUUGGAUCCUGUGCAAGCCUACCACCGUCCACUUGGGUUCUAUAGCCUCAUCUUGCUCUGCACCACCUUAUUUCAUUGCGUCUGUCAACAUGUCUGGGGAUUCAAAAAAUUCGGGCCGGAGACACGAUCAACUAUCUGGAGUCUAAUGGAACCACAACAAUCGUAUGAUUCUGUCGUAACAACACCCCAACACCCUGAACGUGUCUCUUAUUGGUUCCGUGAUGGUAAUCGUACCAAGAAGCCAGUUGUCUUUAUUCAUGGUAUUGGGGCUGGUUUAAUGUGCUAUAUACCAUUUAUAGCCAAGCUGUUGACAUUGGAUGCCCCUAUUUUUUUUAUUGAACUCCCUUAUGUCUCUAUGCAUUGCAUCGAGGAUGUACCUACCAUGCAGGAGACAGUACAAGACCUUCAGAAUAUGCUGCACCGUCAUGAAUUUCAAGGAGCUGUCUUUGUAGCGCAUUCUUUAGGUACAGCUGUCACUUCUUGGGUUGUCAAGUACAUGCACAAAAAAGUAGCAGGUGUCGUCUUGUUGGACCCUAUCUGCUUCAUGCUUCAUUACAAAGAUGUUUGCACUAAUUUCGUCUAUCGCACACCCAAGACAGCUGCACAAAGUUUAGUGAAAUAUUUUGCUUCUACUGAAUUGUACAUUUCUUACUACAUCUCUCGACACUUUCAUUGGUUCCAAACAGCUCUCUUUGUGAAACCCAAUGUAGCUCACUAUCAACAUUCUUAUACCACUUCUGUCAAGAUGCCAGAGAACACCAAGAUAUUCUUAUCUGAAAAAGACAAUAUUAUAGAUUCUAUGCGUGUCGACACCUAUCUCAAUCGUCAUGGCAUUGAGUCUACUAUCAUGAAAGGACUUGACCAUGCUUCCUUUUUAUUCUAUCCUUCCUGGCAAAAUCAAAUUUUGGAUACAAUUCAACGUUUCCUAUAG